AUGUUUAAAUAUCUUUGUCAACGACAUAGUGUUAUUACAACAAAUAAACAAAUAAAUCAAUUAUUACUUUUAUCAUUUAAUGAUCUUGAUCAUACAAGUUCAAAUAAUUUAUUUAAAAAUUUUGAAGAAUUAAAUACAGAUAAUUUAUUAUCCUAUAGACAAAUUUCAUAUGAUACUAUAUUAAUAUCAGUUCAAAGUAAUAAUACAGUACCAUUGUCAGUUAAUAGUUUAUUCGAUCUUUUAUUUUCUUGUCAUGGUCUCGAUUUAACAUCAUCAUUACAAAUUCAAAUAAUAUAUGUAAUAUGA
Rotaria sordida is the source of this 306-nucleotide messenger RNA. Lineage: Eukaryota; Metazoa; Rotifera; Eurotatoria; Philodinida; Philodinidae. The record is from the annotation of a GenBank genome assembly.